Messenger RNA from Toxoplasma gondii ME49, 3796 nucleotides. Its product is annotated as alpha/beta hydrolase fold domain-containing protein. The coding region runs from base 1008 to 3335 and encodes 775 amino acids. Gene Ontology annotation, molecular function: hydrolase activity. The transcript is spliced from 10 exons. The record is from RefSeq and is a predicted model, not a curated record. Lineage: Eukaryota; Apicomplexa; Conoidasida; Eucoccidiorida; Sarcocystidae.
CUGGACAGCAGAAGCCAAGACGGAAUCGCUGAAGUGCUGAAUAAGCGUCGUUUUAAUCAAACAUCAGAUACGGAGACUCCACGUACCACGGCUGGCUUUUCCCCAGUCGCCAACAAACGCGACGAAGGCGCUGUUUCCGCUGCUUUCGACGAGGGGCGAAUUUCGACUUUUCCAUGGUCCCUCUGUGCAAUAAAAAGCUUGGUAGUUCUACCACAAGUCCAUACGAUGUCAGCAGGUGGUGAGCAAUACAAACCCAGCAGCAGCAGCGGCUAAAUCGCAGUGUUUUUACCCGCCAAUGUUCAUUUAUGUCCGCAAGUGAAGGCGUUUCCAUUCACCGACUCCUUGUGUGUGUAAACAGGUGACUUUUGAGUUGGGUACGAGUCCUAUUCAGAGGCAGUGCUUGCCCUCCUUGUCUGAAUGUCCUUUCUCGAAUGAAAUACAAGUCGUCCACAGGAACGGUUGCUUUUCGGGAGUCAAACAGAAAGUCGUCGUCUGCAUCUCAUCACUGGACCGCCGUUUCCAAAUCCUUGACUAGACUGUGUCGUCUGCCGGUGAAGUUUGUGAGACAGUGCCGUCACUUUGAGUUGGGGAAGCGGCUCUGUUUCUCGCGUUCAAAUAGGGUGUGCUUCAAAAGAAAGACCUUCCCGACUAGAGAGGAUUUCUCGAUCUGUCGAAGUCCUUUUCGCAGCACACCCCGUGGCGCCAAAAAAAUCAUUUUAACCAUUUUUUUUCACUUUUUCUCCUGCUUGCACAUGUACGCAUCUGCAGUCUCUCCUCUUGGGAUGCAAGCAGUCAUUUCGCGAAAAGAGUGGAGUGUUCGGCAUUCGUGUUUAGCGAGUUCUCAGCGGCGUGUUUCUUCCUCCGUUCCUGCCCGCUCGAUUUUCGUUUUGCGUCUCUCUCCCCCUCCAUUUUUCUCUCCUCUCCUCCUCUUCCGCCUUUCUGCGCCUUCCCUUCUCUGUGUCCACUAAAGCAAACGGGUGGUUUCUCAGACGAGUCUGACGAGCACAAUGGACGCGGCUUUCCGCUCGGGUCGCGAGGCUGUGACUCUCAGACCGCGUCGAGGGUCUUCUUCGCGAAAGCGAAUCUCAGAAGAAAAGGAAAAUUCUCUUGAUUCCUUUUCCUCCCGAAGUGGCGCCGAGAGUUCUGUCGCGGAAGACAGCUCCAGCGAACAGACGCCUUGCGAAAGGUCGAGCUGUAGACCUCCUCGCGACACUUGGACACUGUUCCCUUCGCGAAAAACGACCUUUGUCGGAUUCCUUGCACUCGCAUCCUUUCUCUUUUGGCAGUUUUUCGUGGACCCCGAACUGUCUUUCCUUGAAAAUCUCUGGAGCACCAUCCACUUUGUCGACGACUUGGUGACCACGCCGUGCUACUACGCCUUCAACCGAGAGGCCAUGGACGUCGUUCGACGGCGGGCCAACAGAGUGAUGUCGGUGGCUCUGAUGAAAGAGAUUCAGCCUGUGUCCUUCAAGCACACUUGGCGCCUUCGUCCUCGCGAAAAAGACGAGAACUUUUUUCCACGUUCCUCCUCAGACUUUGUUCUCUCUUCCAGUACCCAAAACAUCGCGCCGUCGGACUCCUUGCGCUUCUCGCCGGGCAUACCGGCGUCGAUCUACGAGCAUCCAGAGACUCUUCUUCCUCCCUCGGAUCCGAAUUCUUUCGUCUUUCCUUCUUACGCGAAAGACGCAGCGAGACGCGCAACCGCAAAAAGGCUUGCCUUCGCGGACGGCGCCGGAGAAAACCUUCUUUUUUCUGGGCGGCAGGACCGGCCAGAAAGCGCCUCGGACUCUUCAGGUGCGGACGCCGAGAGUCGGGGUGUACGCGCAUCUCAGGAAACGAGAGAAAUUCCUGUUUCGCAUACGAGCGCCAGUCGCAGGUACUGGAGGCUGCUUCCUCCGUUGGCGGAGCACUCCUGUGUGGGGGACGCAGCAGAGUUUCGGGAGAUCGCUGGCACCUCUGGAAGUAUAACGCAGGGGAACGACGACGCCGUGGUGGAACGCGGAGCCUCCUUUCAGACGAUCAACAUCACCGCGUACUUCCCCGCUGCACCUCCAUACGCGUCUGAAGACGAACGGCGAGGCUUCCGAGCAGAAGCUCGCAGACUCCUUCGCCUCUUUGCUUUGCAUGGGCGCCGCCGCGGAGAAGAAGACUCUUCCUCUUCGAUUGGAGAGAACGAGGCGUUUUCAAGUGGCGGUGGAGGUGCUGGAGCCGCUGAGAAAGAGAGGCUCCACGGCGCGAGGGGCGGCGAAGAGACACUGGGAGGAGAGGGCGAGAGAAGAGACACUGAGGCUGGUGGCGAGACCGCGAGAGAAGGUCGAGAGAAAGACGCGCCUCGGCCACAAGAGGAGGGAGGAAAUGGACCGAGGAGAGGAAAUGCUGAGGCCGAGGGGGUCUAUGCUGCAGGCGCGCAGAGUUUGGAGAAAAAACAAGGACGGAACGACUGGAGAGAAAACCUGGAGCAGGUUUUCAAGCGGGAGAGCAGCCAAGGAGACAGUGCAGCGUGGGGAGAAGACCUUUUCGAAAAACACAUCGAAUUCGUGACUCCAGAGCUUCUCGACUGGAGAGGCGAGAAUCCAGAAGAGGAGUCGGUCGAAAAGAUCCCAAGGGGAAGGCCUGCUUUGUUUUUCCUACAUGGAGGCGGACUCGUGAUGAACGACCAUCGAGGGUACGAUAAACUUCUGCGGCGUCUUAGCAACCUUCUCUCUCCCAGCGGAGCUCUUGUUUUUGCCGUCGACUACAGACUGGCUCCGGAGCACGAAUUCCCUCAGCCUCUUCAAGAUUGUCUCCAGGCGAUUUCGUUCAUCGUGGACAACGCGAAGAUGGUUGGUGUCGACCCUUCCCGACUCGCCAUUCUCGGGGAUAGCGGUGGGGGAAGCCUCGCGGCCGGAGUGAUGGGCGAGGCUCUACGAAGAGUCGACGAAUUUCCCUGGGCGAAAAAUGUGAAGUCUCUCACGCUCGUGUAUCCUUCUUUGUGUCGAGGAUGCGCGACGCGAUCCCAGAUCGUCGAAGGUUCCUUGUUUUACCUCAAACGCGACAUCUGGUUUUCCUUGUUGUAUUCGCCGGCCAUCGGACCACAAGACGACUGGCGCCAAAAGCCCUUCACAACGCCCUCUGCCCUUCUUCGUCAGUUUCCCACGACCUUUCUAGUCCUGUUCACUCAUGACAUCAUGUACGACAUCGGCGUUCUGUUCCAUGAAAAACUUCGUCGACACGGUGUCAGGACUGGCAUUUACAUUGCCCCUGGUUUCCACGGCUUCUUCGGUAGCGACCGGUGGAGUCGUUUUGGGGUGCCGUCGGUAGAGUGGGCUGCCGACAGGAUCAUGGACAAUUGGUAAAGUCGACGGAUGUGUUCUGUCGAAACUCAGUGGCGCAGACUCUACAUUUUGGCCGAUCUUUUGAAACGACUUUGAAAAACGUUCUCAAACGAUAGCUUCAGGGAAUUCGGUAUUCGCGCCCCCGAAACGGCGUAGCGGUGUACUUCCAAUGACUUGUGCCUUUGCAGCCAUCGGAGACUUUGAGCACCCCCGCAGACAGGCUUUCUAUACAGUGUGCAAUCAUUCGUCUGCACUCAUACAUCAUUCAAGGAGGAAACCUGGCAGAAAGUACUCUAGAUAAGCGCUAACAGAACGGUCUUGCGCUCCGGCGUGACGCAUGAGCCUGGCCUCUAUCUAGUACGAAACACACGAGUCUGUUUGAUACCAGUACACCUUGGAAUACUUUUUAUGUGUGAACGUAGGAACUGUUUAGCAACUUUCAACGUGAUUCCACACUAUGAGUCAAAUUUGAGGCGAAAUCG